UAAAAAAUUUUAACGAGAGAAUUAUAUACUGUUAAUAUUUAAUUAAACAAAUUAUACGAUAUACUUAAAAUGAACUAUUUGACUCAGGUAAAUUAAAAUGAUAAAUAAAAUUUUAUUUUAUGGAUCUCAAUUCAUUUAUAUUAUUUUUAAAGUAAUGUUUCAAAUGAACAAAGAAACACAACUUACAAGUUAUAUAAGAUCAAAAGUAAUAAUGCAUUGUAAAUCGAAGAUACUUAUAAUCCAUAAAAAUUUGGUUUUUAAUAUGCUGACUUUAACAUUUUCGAUGUGCAUUUCGUUUAACAACCAUUAUAUCCCAUGUAAUUCUCAGUAAAUAAAUAAUAUUUUACCGCAAUUCAAGACCUUUCUCAGAGAAGUGUACUGUCUAAAUUCAACAUUACUCUUGAAUAUAAUCAAAGCCUAGUGCAGUUAUUAUUAUUACCUUAAAUUAGUUAAAU
This is a messenger RNA of Rhizophagus irregularis DAOM 181602=DAOM 197198, 455 nucleotides long. NCBI's taxonomy places the organism in Eukaryota, Fungi, Glomeromycota, Glomeromycetes, Glomerales, Glomeraceae. The record is from RefSeq and is a predicted model, not a curated record.